Messenger RNA from Oreochromis aureus, 5718 nucleotides. It is a transcript of the gene ugp2b, whose product is annotated as UDP-glucose pyrophosphorylase 2b. Gene Ontology annotation, biological process: UDP-alpha-D-glucose metabolic process; glycogen metabolic process. Gene Ontology annotation, molecular function: UTP:glucose-1-phosphate uridylyltransferase activity. Gene Ontology annotation, cellular component: cytoplasm. Bases 1516 to 2994 code for a protein of 492 amino acids. The record is from RefSeq and is a predicted model, not a curated record. Lineage: Eukaryota; Metazoa; Chordata; Actinopteri; Cichliformes; Cichlidae. The transcript has 10 exons.
AGCCACAACCUUUUAAAACGGUCACAAUAGGUCGUUUGAAUCCCCUGGGGUACCAGAUGGGGGCUCAAUGAGUCAACUUUAUUUAAGUAUAGUUUGAUGCUCAUGUUCCACUAGUUUGUGAUCUGUAGUUUUGUAGUGUAGGACACAAAUGAUAAAGGGUGGCAUUAAAAUAUUACUCCACUAGUAUUUAUACUACAUGUCAUGUUAAUAUAUUUAACAGUAUGUAUAUAAAGUAACUAAAAUUGGGUCCUAUUGCAACAUUUAAAUGGUGUACUAACAUUAAUUAUGCAUGCAUAUUUGUAUUAUGCACUAUUUUGCAUAGUGAGUAAUUUGAGGUAUUUUUGAAAGCUCUGUUUGGACUUCAGUAGUUUACUGAUUUCCUAUAGGCCCACCCUGAUUGUGAGGGAGUCGGGACAGAUGGGGUCCUCAUAAAAUAUAUACAGUUAACUUAUUAAGACUUGACACAUAUGUGGCUCACAGGAGAUCCACUGAAGCCCAAAGACUACCGUCAGAGCAGGAGCUGAAAUUACAGUUAAAAUGAGUGUGGCAAGACUAUAGCUUGCCAUGACAGUGGCAUGCAAAGUAACUGGAGACUGAGAUCUCGUUUAUGGUGGGAACUAUUUUAAACAUAUAGUUAUUUUUGCAACCAUCAUUCCAUUACAGAGAUUAUACCUUGUUGGUUGCAGUGUGCAGCCCAGGUAAAGCAGGUACUUGGGGGACAGCAAGUAAAGUAGUGAUUCACAUACAGUGAAAUGACACAGUUUCACCAGGCAGGGGCAGCAUUUCCUGUUUUAUUUUUUUACUCAGUUACAGUAUGAAGAGUUAUUAUGUAACAUCUGCAUUUAAUAAAUUCACAGUGGAUCACUGAGGAUAAGCGUUAAAGGGGGCAAAGCUACCAAAAACAGUCACCACUCCCAUAUCAACCGUUUCAUUUUGGUAAUCCCAGUUAAAGAACUCGUUUUAAUCUUUAUAUUAAAUUUACAUGAAAAAAAAAUCAUUCGCCGGUGUUUCAUAGACGUCACACAUGUCAGUGUCAAUGUGAACACGUUACUUCUUUUUAUUGCUAUCACUUAUUUUCAAUAUUUUAAGCUAUCUUCAAUCAGGCAUUGCCAGAAACCAACAUCGCACGUAGCAGAAUCCUAUUGGCUGCUAAAAUCACGCACACAAAAACAGCUUUUUUCAUUGGCUCCCAUCCUUCCUCGGCGUUCCGAUUCGUCGCUUCCUCGAAUGGCACUGGAGUGUAAAAUAUCUUCAAAAACUAUCCGAUCACCUUUUUAACUUCUGCACCUUUUUUGUACAUCCUGUGGUUUUUUUAACAUCCAGUCAGCGAUGUCGAAGGGGAGCAGAAGCGGCUUGAAUUAAGGUGUAAAUAAAACACAUACAUAUUUUUGUGUACCCCGCUGUCUCCUCUGCUGGAUAUCUGUGGUCCUCCAGACCUGAAGGACCAGGCCGACCCCAUCGACUUUUCUUCUGCCAAUAUCCUACAGUCUGAGUAAAGGUGUGGCUAACGGAGGGAUGGCUCAGUUCCAGGAAAUGAUGCGGCAGCAGCUGGAGAGCUCCAUGCACGAUGAGCUGGAGAAGCUGCUGGACACCACCACAGGGGCUGAGCGAGAGGUAUCCAAGAAAGACUUCGAGGGCUUCAAGAAUCUCUUCCAUAGAUUUCUGCAGGUGAAGGGACCAUCAGUGGAGUGGAUCAAGAUACAGCGACCUCCAGAAGACUCUAUUCAGCCGUACGAUAAGAUUGCCGCUCGAGGCCUGCCAGACAAUGUGGCCAACAGCUUGAACAAACUGGUGGUGGUGAAGCUGAAUGGAGGCCUGGGUACCAGCAUGGGAUGUAAGGGCCCCAAGAGCCUGAUCAGUGUCCGUAACGAGAACACCUUCCUGGACCUCACUGUGCAGCAGAUAGAGCACCUGAACAAGACUUACAACACAGACGUCCCCCUGGUCCUCAUGAACUCUUUCAACACAGAUGAAGACACAAAGAAAAUCCUGCAGAAGUACACACACCACCGGGUCAAGAUACACACCUUUAACCAAAGCAGGUACCCUCGCGUCAACAAAGAGUCUCUCCUUCCCGUGUCCACAAACUUGAGCAUGAACGGGCAAAACGCAGAGGGUUGGUACCCUCCCGGUCACGGCGACAUUUACGCCAGCUUCUACAACUCGGGUCUGUUGGAUCAGCUGAUUGAGCAGGGCAAAGAGUACAUCUUCGUGUCCAACAUCGACAAUCUGGGAGCCACCGUCGACCUCCACAUCCUGCACCACCUGGUCAGCCAGCCUAACGGCAAACGCUGCGAGUUCGUCAUGGAGGUGACAGAUAAGACCCGCGCUGACGUGAAGGGAGGCACGCUGAUCCAGUAUGAAGGGAAGCUGCGCCUGUUGGAGAUCGCCCAGGUGCCCAAAGCGCACGUGGACGAAUUCAAAUCAGUUUCAAAGUUCAAAAUCUUCAACACCAACAACCUGUGGAUCUCUCUACCUGCUAUCAAGAGGCUGCAGGAGCAGAAUGCAAUGGACAUGGAGAUCAUAGUCAACCCCAAGACGCUCGACGGCGGGCAGAACGUCAUCCAGCUGGAGACUGCGGUGGGUGCGGCCAUCAAAUGCUUUGACAAUGCCCUGGGAAUAAACGUUCCCCGCAGCCGCUUCCUGCCGGUCAAGACUACGUCGGACCUGCUCCUGGUCAUGUCCAACCUGUACAGCCUGGAGGCCGGCUCGCUCACCAUGAGCCCCAAGAGAGAGUUCCCGACAACGCCGCACGUCAAACUGGGCAGCUCCUUCACCAAGGUUCAGGAAUACUUGAUCCGCUUCGAGAGCAUUCCCGACAUGCUGGAGCUCGACCAUCUGACGGUGUCCGGAGACGUCACCUUUGGGAAAAACGUGUCGCUUAAGGGCACCGUCAUCAUCAUCGCCAACCACGGAGAUCGGAUCGAUAUUCCGGCCGGCUCCAUGCUGGAAAACAAAAUCGUAUCCGGCAACCUCCGCAUCCUGGACCACUGAGGCCUUCUUCACCCUCAUCUUGUGACGUAGUCCCACGUAAUCCCUGUCAUGUGACCCAUUUGACAUGUUGACCCGACACCAAAAGAUUGUGAGAGGAUAUGACUUUUUCCCCUGGAGGCUGAGUGUGAUUGCAUGUGCAGUGCUACCCUGCAGUCUCAGCAUUAAGAAGCAGUUCGCCUGCUUUGAUGGUUGGAAGUAGCUGGGAUAUACUACCCUCUGCAGGCUGUUCAUCACAUAACCUUAAAAAGUAUUACUAAUGAACUAGUCUUAGCGAUCACUUUAAACACUUUUAUCCAGAUUAGAGAGGAAACUACUCACCGUUUGUUUUCUUUUUCUACUAUAUUGAUUUUGACUUCAGUUGGCCAGAAAAUAAAAAAUAAUAUAUUCUAAACAGGUAGGGAUAAUAUACUGAUAUACUCACAUAUUAUUAGGGACACUAGUGGGAGUACAGUUUGGAGAACAAAUUAGAUUUUGGGUUUUUUGCACUGCUAAUGCAAUCACAAAGAUUGUAAUGCAAACCCAGCACAGGGUCCUGAUUUAUCACUGAAUUCAACAAUACAACAGGAAAAGAUGUCUAGCAGUGCAGAAAGGACUUACUGGUAAAUCAGAUUUAUUAUAAACCAAAGUGGAAAUGCAGCUCUUAGCACUGGUUUGGCGUGUCAGCAGUUUAUUCCACAAACUUGCCCUCAGUCUACCCUCAAAUGUAGCAGGUAACGGAGACAAAGUGGAUACAAGCACCAAAAACGUUUGGAUAGAGAAGUCAGUUGAAUUCUCAACUUCACAGCUUAAAAGCUUCUUCAGAACUUGUCUCAUUUCUAACAAAAAUAUUUUAUAAUUGAAACAUUACAACACUGGUGUUUAUGAUAGUAUACAAACACUGAGGGUACUUUUAAGGUUUUCUGAUAUUUUAUAGAGAGAGAAAAAGAUUCUCUGCAUUCAUUUUCCAACAGAAACAGAACAUUUGGUCUGAUUUAGCGACUCUUAUGCGUCCAAAUUACCAGCACCAUUAAAGAAAAGGUACUGUGGUUUAUACAGCUGUGUCUGAACAUUUAACUGUCUGCCUGCAUUCAUCCAGUGAGAAUGAAUUUACACUUCAUGUAUUUUACAACAGUGAAAGCUCCUUUUACCCUCGGUGCACACCCAUCCUGUCCAUCCUGCAACCUUGCGCUCCUGUUAGUAAAUUAUUCUGAAUCAAAAGUUUAUAAAUGACACAAAGAAGACUUCUAAAUAGGUAGGGAUCUAGGCUCAGUGGACUCGGUGUAAUUUGACACUAAGAUCAUUUAAAAUCGUCAAGUCUAGAUGACUUCAUCUGGCAGGCCUUUUGAAAAUGAGCUUUUAAAUGGAUAAUUGACUUUACCACAAAAGACUUUGGUACUUGUAUCCACUUGUGUAACGUGUCCCAGGAGUACAAAUUUGUCUGCUGCACUACGAGGAUGGACCGACCUCUGUAGUACCAUCUGCUCAGCUGUGACGCCGCAGAGAGUGCUGAGAGCAUUGUUAAUGGAGGCGAAGCUGCUCUGCUGCAGAAACUGAAUGAUAUAAUUUCUAAAUAACGCCUUUAUGCCUCAUGUUCAGUAAAAAACCCCAAAAAGAAACCGUAUAAAGCUUUUUCAUCUCGGCACAUUUUUUGUCCAGAAUGCUCUGAGAUUGUCUGAUGUUAUCGGAUCAACUGAUUGAAACGAUCAGUAACAUCAAUAUAACCAGCUCUCCAGUUUAUAUAGUAUUGAUGUAGCUGGCACAGACUUCUCACUGACUUUAACUGCAUUACCAACCACAAGUCAGUCUUUGCAUGUGUGUAAAAACACUCAAUAGAAUGACUGGAAACAUGAGAAUAAAUGGCAAAGGCGACGGAUCGUUACGCAUGUGGCUCAAGUGAAGCUUGGCUUUCAUUAGUUUCAGGUUUCACUAGUGUCAUAUCACCGUACCCUCUCAGUUUAUUGGCUUCAAAGGAUGAAGACCCAAAGAUAUCACAUUUCGAGCUGCGUUCAGAUGGAAAUGUGACUUUUAUGUCUCUCCUGCUGAUUUUUCACUAUGAGCCGCAUCUAAAACGCGUGAGUCGUCAUUAGAUCUGUUGUUUGCAUGAAGCUUAAACAGCUGAAUUAGUGGAGCCCCGAAGCCCGCAGCGACGUCUCUGCUGAGAAAUAAUUGGGUAAUUUUCUUCAGAAAUAUGAAAACUGUGACAGAACAUACUUCCACUGCAUAGAGUCACAUCUCUAGUUUUUGGCUCACCCGAGCUUCUGACGCCUGUUCUCGUUCAUGAUGAAUGUGAGGAUCCAGGUACCAAUACUGCGAUAUGAGAUUUUCUGGGACGGGAUGUAAUUUUAAAGCGAAGGCCUUUAUUCGUCUCUGUGUGGAGUAGCUGACGAGAACAUCACAUUGUUGUGUAUUAUUUUUUUCCUUUGUAUCCGGUUUGUUUUCACCUUCAUGUCGUGUGAAACCUCAGCGUUUCUCCUGUUUCUCUGCCCAUCCCAUCACUCAGCAUUAUUCCUUCAAAGACACGAGGUGCGUGUUUUCUGCAGUGUUGGGGCACACACACAUACACAUAUACAUAUACAUAUGUACAUGUACACAAAGUUUCAAUGUGAGUAUACUCACAUGUGAGUCCGACCCAUGCGGACCGAGAGCCCGAAAGCAAUAAGUGUUGAUCUGUGACAGCGACGAGGUCUCAGCCCAGACCGCUUCUGCCUCCUCAGAGGUGAAUAAAGUGCAAUAUGAAAUACCGAA